This is a messenger RNA of Morchella sextelata, 798 nucleotides long. RefSeq lists its product as uncharacterized. The record is from RefSeq and is a predicted model, not a curated record. Bases 1 to 798 code for a protein of 265 amino acids. NCBI's taxonomy places the organism in Eukaryota, Fungi, Ascomycota, Pezizomycetes, Pezizales, Morchellaceae. The transcript has 4 exons.
AUGGUCGUGCAAACGAUUGCAAUCUUCAAUCUCGGUGGUCUCCAACUAAUAAAAAGCGACUUCAACAUCUCCCACGACUCCCUCGCCGAGGUCAACCUCGAGAAGGUCGAAACACCAAUUUCACCUGCACCUCCUUCAUCCGACGCUCCAUUCUCCCUCCGCAAAAGCCUCACCAUACUCGCCCAUGCUUUCCGCCGCACCUCCUCCACCCCCACCCCCACCCCCACCCCAGCGCCAACAAUAUCAGACGAAAAGACGCCCCCCGCACCCCCCACCAUCCCCAUCAAGCGCCGCAUCUGGCUCGCGCUGCGCCCAUUCGUCACCGCGCCGUCAAUUGCACUCUUGGUGUCGCUCGUCGCCGCAAACAUCCCCGAGUUCAAGGCGCUGUUUGUGAAGACUCCUGGCGUCAACAUGCCAGAGGCGCCGGACCAGAACCCACCGCUGGACUUUAUUAUGGAUAUUGCGACUUUUGCGCAACCGACAGUGCCAGUUUUGGGGCUGAUCCUGCUGGGUGCGAACCUGAGUAGGCUCAGUAUGAAGGGGCUGCCAAAGGGCUUUUGGAAGAGCGCCGUACUCAUGGCGGUGCUGAAGCUAAUUGUUGGACCUAUAAUCGGCAUAGCCUGGACCACAGGCCUCACCCGCCAAACCAGCUGGAUCUCCAAGGAGGACAAAAUCCUGCAAUUGGUGCUUAUCAUCGGGAGUGCGGUCCCGACUGCAACGGCGCAGGUGUAUCUGACGAAUAUAUUUGCGCCCCUGGGGCCGGAGGGGUGCGUGGAGCUGUCGGCAUUGUCUGCGUGA